AUGGGCCCCUUCCUCAAUCACUGGAGUUCACAUAGUGAUGGACUGAGCAAAGAGGUGGGACAGAAUUGUAAUUGGUUCCUGUGUGAUUCUCACUGCAGGAGGACUGUGCCCUAUGGACUGUCUAACUACAGAGGCAGCUUCAGAGGCAAGAGGAGCACAGGGCAGGGCCAGAGCGCUCCCCAGCCCUCGCUGCGCUGCUCCUGCUCGGAUGCCCGUGACAAGCAGUGUUUGCAGUUCUGCAGAAGAAUGCAGGACAGAAGGAGCUUUAACAUUUACUUGCUGGAGCUCAGAAACAAGAACUUAAACUACAACUCUCCCUUGAGAUGGACAAACUUGAUGCUUCAGUGUGAUGCCAGUGGAGAAUUCAGCAGUAGGCAACACUUCCAUUUCAGCAGUGCCCCUCUGAGGGCAUGGGAGCCUGUAUGAAGAAGCUUUUCUCCCCUCGAGAGAGCCUCAGAAAAGGAUAAACCUUUACCAUGUAACCUGGCAGGGAAUGUAUCACUAUUGAGGAAAACUUCAAAGGCAGACCCAAACUUCAGCAAUGCAAAGCUUCAGGAAACGUUUUUCGCUGUGAUUUAAACAAGUACAAUAGAAACUGUUCCACUCACUGUUUGCUCUGUGUCUGAAGAUUCCAUCCACAGUUCUGUGCAGGCAGCUGCAAGUGGAGAAUGAGGAGAGUUAGAGGGAGAUUGCCUCUACAUCAGUUCUCAUUAAGAAUAAACAGAUACAAAAUAUUUCUCUUGUUAAUGUAUGCAAGCCUGAAUCAUCAUAUUGUAACUUUGUGGCAGAUGUUUAAAUGACAGUAUCUAUGCAGAAUAAAUAUGAAUGGCUAAUAUAAAUACUAUUAUAAACUAUAGCAAGUUAAGAGUAUACAUUGAGUAUUCAAUAGAUUACCUAAUUUAGGCACAAGUUAUUCCUGCACUUGGAAGUUCCAUUCAAACACACUUACAGUGAUUAUCUGGGGAUGCACUGUUGCUGGUGAACAGAACUUCAGUGAUUCAUCCCAAAGAAUUUUCCUACAGAUGCAAGGCUAGGACUGUGGAACUUGAUGCCAUCAGAGUCAUUUCUGUGCUGGCCAUUUGCUGUGCCAGGCCCCUACAGGUCACAGCCACAGCACAUCCCCUGGGCUUUGCACAGAUCCCAUUAUCUCUCCAUUGAAACACCAGCACCAAAUAACCCAGAAACUUGGCAAUAAGGAUUAAAUCCAACCCUGGACAUUUUUCAGUGUAAACGAUUUCUUCAGAAAUUAUGGACUUAUUUUUGCUACAAGGAUACAAGAGUAAGCCAAGGAAAAAGAGUAACUUUUGCAAAUCCUGUUCUAUAUUAUUUAAAAGGGAGGAAAGCCCUUACUUGUGACAUUACAAAUUUUUUGGGGGUUUAUUGACCUUAAUGCAGACUUUCCCCAGGGCACAUAGGUUAAACAACAACCCCCUGUUUUUAAAUUAUAUUUUAGAAGAAGAAAGAUGGAGACCAAAGGAAAAGUGAAAAGAAAUCAACAGUAAAAAUAUCUAUAUAGGGCUUAAACCAGUGGUAAUAGUUUUUGUUCAAAACAAGAAAGGGAGGUCUUUGCCAAAGCAUAUGAUAUAUUUUAUAUAUAUGUGGAUAUAUUUCAUAAAUAAAUUAUUACAGUUAUAAAAUUAAAUAUAUCUUUCAGUUAUUGCAUUUGUAUCAGUUUCUUACUUGCUGUGUAACUGAUUUUGUACAUUUAUAGAAAAUAGAUUAUUUAUUGUAUAAAACCACUAGACACACUAUUUUUUGGUAUUCUUUUUUAAAAGACAUUGUAUAGUUUUGGGGUUUUUGAAAAAGAAUCAGGCUUUGUUAUGAAGAAUGCUUAAUGUUCCUAAUGUUCCUUUGUGACCAAAACCUGGAAAUUUCUUCCCCUGACAAAUCCCUCCACACAGGUCACACAGCUUGCUGCCUUUAAGAGGUUGAUAAUUCUCCUGACAGUCUGGGAAUUGAGUAGGAAAACAGGAGAGCAAACUCUGUGCUAGUAAUUAUGCAUAAAAAGUCACGUUUCAAUUUUGGGUCCUUUCGCUAUAAAUGUAACCCUCAUCUGUCUCCUAAUCCUGGGACAAACAAGGCAAAAGUUAUUUGUCCUGAGAGUUCUUUAUGUGGCCAAUGUCCCUGGAGCUCAGCUCCAGUCCCAACCACGUCCCAGGGCUGAGCAAUCCUCCAGAGCCUCCUCAGCUCAGCUUUUACACGACCUGCUCAGCCUGUGCUUGGAAUUCUCCUGUCUUCCCCCAUGUGAAUUCAAUUUAAAUGUUCCAUUUGAAGAUGCAUUCACACCUUCCCCAGUCCCAAAUGCUUUAAUUUAAUUUUCAACAAUCACAAAAAAAGAGAAAUUUCUAAUUGGGUUCUUUCUUUGACAUGGAGGCAGAUUUAGCCCUUGAGUGGUGGGCUACAGAUGUUACUGUUGUGUUUUCUCCUUAGGAAAGAGAAAUCCCCCCUUUUUUUUUUCCUAUAUGAAUUCCACAUUGAAGGGGUUUGGUUUUGGGACUCUGGUGCCAAUGUACCAGUUAAUGUGAAAAUCAGUCCAUUCUGAAUACAGCAAAAGAAAGAAAAUGAGAAAUAAUGUUGUGUCAAGUUCAGAAGAAGGAAAAUUUAACUGUAGAUAUUUCCAAAUAAACCUAUAAACCAUAGAAUUUA
Messenger RNA from Zonotrichia albicollis (white-throated sparrow), 2646 nucleotides. The record is from RefSeq and is a predicted model, not a curated record. Lineage: Eukaryota; Metazoa; Chordata; Aves; Passeriformes; Passerellidae.